This is a messenger RNA of Oncorhynchus keta (chum salmon), 8187 nucleotides long. Its product is annotated as ubiquitin-conjugating enzyme E2 Q2-like. The record is from RefSeq and is a predicted model, not a curated record. The coding region runs from base 106 to 1248 and encodes 380 amino acids. The transcript has 14 exons. Lineage: Eukaryota; Metazoa; Chordata; Actinopteri; Salmoniformes; Salmonidae.
GGACUAUAUGAUAUUCCUACCAAGCACCGACUACGCGGUCUCAAUUACACCCCAACUUCCCCUCCCCUCCCCCGCGGACUGCCUGGUUUGAGAUGUGAGUGGAAGAUGUCGGUUUCGGGUCUGAAGGCCGAAUUGAAGUUUUUGGAGUCAAUUUUUGACCCAAACCACGAACGUUUCAGAAUUAUCGAUUGGAAGCCCGACGAGCUUAGUUGUCAGUUUAAUGUAACCGGUGAAAAACUCCUGAUUAUACAUUGCAACAUCACGGAGGCAUACCCCUCUACACCUCCAAUCUGGUUUGUUGACUCUGACGAUCCAAGUCUGACAGAGGUGUUGGAGCGCUUGGAAGAUGUCAGAAAAGGAACAUCUUUGCUCCUGCAGCAGCUGAAGCGUCUCAUCUGUGACCUGUGUCGACUGUACAACCUGCCCCAGCACCCAGAUGUUGAGAUGCUAGAUCAGCCCCUCCCUGCUGGGCCCAUCAACCCAGAGCGCAAGCAUGGACCAGCAGAUGAAGUGACAUCCGAGGAGGAGGAGGAGGAAGAGAUGGGCGAGCAGGACAUUGAAGACCUGGACCACUAUGAGAUGAAGGAGGAGGAGCCUGUACAUGGGAAGAAGUCAGAGGACGACGGGAUUGAGAAGGAGAACCUGGCCAUCCUGGAGAAGAUCCGUAAGAACCAGAGACAGGACCACUUGAACGUAAGUGCUCAUUCGGGUGCCGUUUCUGGUUCAGUUCAGGCGUCUGAUCGUCUCAUGAAGGAACUCAGGGAGAUCUACAGAUCGCAGAGUUACAAGACAGGUAUUUAUUCGGUGGAGCUCGUCAAUGACAGCCUUUAUGAAUGGCACGUCAAAAUAAGAACGGUAGACCCAGAUAGUCCGUUGCAUAGUGACUUGCAGGUUCUGAAGGAAAAGGAAGGGGUGGACUACAUUCUGCUCAGUUUCUCAUAUAAAGAUAACUUUCCUUUUGAUCCACCGUUCGUACGGGUCGUCUCUCCUGUGCUGUCCGGAGGGUACGUUCUUGGCGGCGGAGCCUUAUGUAUGGAGCUUCUCACAAAGCAGGGCUGGAGCAGUGCCUAUUCCAUUGAGUCUGUCAUCAUGCAGAUCAAUGCGACCCUGGUCAAAGGAAAAGCCAGGGUGCAGUUCGGAGCCAAUAAGAAUCAGUACAGUCUGGCCAGGGCACAACAGUCAUACAAAUCCCUGGUGCAGAUUCACGAAAAGAAUGGCUGGUACACACCUCCUAAAGAAGAUGGGUAAAGAGUUCACUCCUCAUUCUCCCUGGGAACAUAAUGUCUUUUGGGUUAAAAAAACAAAAAAAACAACAACAAUAUAUUUUAAUUUCUUUUGGAGCUAUUUUCUCCCUUCUGACUUAUUUGGGAGUUAUAUCAUCUUUCUUGUGGAAACCAACUGGCUAAUUCUUCCGUCUGGCCUGUCGUCAGCUCAGUAGACCAGUAUCUCUUCUCUGCCUGGCCCAAUAACGGGCUAGACUGUCUACUCCCUGCUGCAUCACUCCACAGCCCCCUUCACCUGAGGAGAAUGUCUGUUAUAACUGAGGGGCUCAGCGGUCCUGUUGCAUCACUCCACAGCCCCCUUCACCUGAGGAGAAUGUCUGUUAUAACUGAGGGGCUCGGCGGUCCUGUUGCGUCACUCCACAGCCCCCUUCACCUGAGGAGAAUGUCUGUUAUAACUGAGGGGCUCGGCGGUCCUGUUGCGUCACUCCACAGCCCCCUUCACCUGAGGAGAAUGUCUGUUAUAACUGAGGGGCUCGGCGGUCCUGUUGCGUCACUCCACAGCCCCCUUCACCUGAGGAGAAUGUCUGUUAUAACUGAGGGGCUCGGCGGUCCUGUUGCAUCACUCCACAGCCCCCUUCACCUGAGGAGAAUGUCUGUUAUAACUUGAGGGGCUCGGCGGUCCUGUUGCGUCACUCCACAGCCCCCUUCACCUGAGGAGAAUGUCUGUUAUAACUGAGGGGCUCGGCGGUCCUGUUGCGUCACUCCACAGCCCCCUUCACCUGAGGAGAAUGUCUGUUAUAACUGAGGGGCUCGGCGGUCCUGUUGCGUCACUCCACAGCCCCCUUCACCUGAGGAGAAUGUCUGUUAUAACUGAGGGGCUCGGAGGUCCUGUUGCAUCUUUUCACAUUUUGUUUUCCCUUAUCUCUCUCUCGAUGUGGAGAACAGCCUUUUCUCCUUCCAUACAUGCGCUGGUUUUGACGACGUGGGCUCGACUAACGGAUCAUCUUGAUUAGUUCCUCCUCGGUGAGAGAACCUACCUACUGUACAGCAGACAGGUCUGACUAGAGCUGGUUUGUUCGUAUUCACAACCACCACCAACUGUUUUUAGUGUGAAGCUGUACGCUCUUACAGCCAGCCACAGCAUUGGCAGUCGGAUUUGAACUGAAACCUCUCUGUGGUGACAGUUGGAUUUGAACUGAAACCUCUCUGUGGUGACAGUUGGAUUUGAACUGAAACCUCUCUGUGGUGACAGUUGGAUUUGAACUGAAACCUCUCUGUGGUGACAGUUGGAUUUGAACUGAAACCUCUCUGUGGUGACAGUUGGAUUUGAACUGAAACCUCUCUGUGGUGACAGUUGGAUUUGAACUGAAACCUCUCUGUGGUGACAGUUGGAUUUGAACUGAAACCUCUCUGUGGUGACAGUUGGAUUUUAAAGCGAAUAUGAAGGAAGAUGGAGGAUCACUUAAGAUGUUUCAGUGGUCAUCUUUAGUGACGCUGCUCCUUUUUCUCCCCUGACUUUGUGUAAUAUUUACUGGUACCAAAUUACAGACGUUGUUUAAAAGAAAUAGUAUAUGCUUAAAUGUAUUGUUAUUCUGCUUGCUGGCUUUUUUUUGUUGCUUUUUAUUUUUUAUAUCCCAGCAGUAACAUCAUGUGCCAGAUUGGUGACAAAAUGGUGGCUGACUAGGAUGCAGGAAGGGGUCUCCCAAAGGACACCCUAGUAUCUAGAUAGUGCACUUCUUUUGACCUUUGACCUAUGGGAAUGAAAAAGCACGAUAUGGACAACAUUCUUAGGAAAGCAAAGUAACUCUGGAUCAUUCUAAAAAAAUAUAUAUAUAUUUCUGAUAAAUGUGUUGGUCAAAAAAAUACUGGACGCUGUAGUAAACGAGUUGCCAUUUUGAGAUGACAUCUACCACUGCGUACCAUCUCCCUGCUGUCCUGUAGGAUGCGGCUGUUGAUCCUCAGUUACGACAUCACACCUGAACAUGUUUUUUUAUUUUUUAGAAUGGUUAAGUGAGCUUGGUCCACCAAGCUGUCUGUCAUGUUGUUUUUCUAUUUAAGGGGAUGGCGUAGGGGAUGGCCUGGUUCCAGAUCUCCUGGGGUUUGGUUUGUACCCAGAAGUUCAUACCGUUUCUCUACCGUACCGGGGUAUGCGGUAUUACCGAAUGUGCACAGAAGUUGUUGGCUCUAUUUUUAUGCACAAAACAAUUUAGGUAACAGGGGCUCUUGAUCCAGGAAGGGGAUUGAACGUCUCUGCUGUAACCAAGUAGCUUGAUCUUGACAUCUCAACACUUAGCUAGCAAGUCAACAAGCAUCGUGCAUAGCUGGAGCCCUGAGCUGGAUAUCAUUUAUUUAACACAGCUCAGAUUUCUUAUAGUUAUACUACAUUUAAAGUUAUAGGCAGUGGCAUCGCACUCACUCACAUAACACCCCCCCUCAAAACCCCCCCCUCAAUUCUAAAUCAUACCUUUCGUAUUAGCCCGGUAUAAAUUGUAUAUAUCGCCCAAGCCUAUUGUCCUCUUAAUGACCAUAGGACAAGACGGCACAAAUGGACCUGGGACCAACCAGGCUGGAGCAUAGCAUGCAAGGCUACCACUUUGUGAGUCUUGCAUAGUUGUAUGUUUUCAAUAGAUCAGAUUUUGUGUUAUUAAAGGACAAAGUUUUCAUUGAGCUAUUAUACUAGUAUACCAGUAGUGAGUUUUAUUGGGUGAUAUAUUCUGAACAAAAAUAUAAACGCAACACAUUAAAUGAUUUUAUUAUAUAAGGAUAUAAGGAAAUACAAAUGACUUGGCAUGGGCACAGCCAUAGAAAGGUCCUGGGAGGGCAUAGGCCCACCCACUUGGGAACCAGGCCCACCCCCAGCCAAUCAGAAUUAGUUCUACCCCCAGGGGGGGUUUAUUACAGACAGAAAUACUCCUCAGUUUCAUCAGCUGUCCGGGUGACUGGUCUCAGACGAUCCCGCAGGUGAAGAAGUCAGAUGUAGAGGGGGGCUUGCUUGGUAACACGUGGUCUGUGGUUGUGAGGCCGGUUGGACGUACUGCCAAAUUCUCUAAAACGAAGUUGGAGGCGGCUUAUGGUAAAAAAAAAAUGAACAUUCAGUUCUCUGCCAAAAGCUCAGGUGGACAGUCCUUGCUGUCGCCAUGCCAAUUGCACACUCCCUCUACUUGAGAUAUCUGUGGCAUAGUGUUGUGAAAAAACUGCACAUUUUAGUGGCCUUUUAUUGUCCCUCGUACAAGGUGCACCUGUGUAAUGAACAUGCCAUGUAGUAAUCAACUUCUUGAUAUGCCACACCUGUCAGGUGGAUGAAUUAUUUUGGCAAAAGGAGAAAUGCUCAGUAAGAGAGAUGUAAUCAAAUUUGUGAACAAAAUAUUAGAGAAAUAAGCUUUUUGCUCACAUGGAGAAUUUUGUGGAUCUUUAAUUUCAGCUCAUGAAACAUGGGACCAACACUUUACAAGUUGCGUUUUAUGUUUUUGUUCAGCGUAUUUGGAGGGGAGCUCUCCUGACCUGGUAAAAUAAUAACAUCUUAAGAUGCGUCCUAAAUUGGACCCUAUCGCUCCUCAUAUGGCUCCGGUCUAAAUUAGUGCACUAUAUAGGGAAUAGGGUUCUAUAGGGCUCUGGUCUAAAGUAGUGCACUAUAUAUUGGGAAUAGGGUUCUAUAGGGCUCUGGUCUAAAGUAGUGCACUAUAUAGGGAAUAGGGUUCUAUAGGGCUCUGGUCUAAAGUAGUGCACUAUAUAGGGAAUAGGGUUCUAUAGGGCUCUGGUCUAAAUUAGUGCACUAUAUAGGGAAUAGGGCUCUGGUCUAAAGUAGUGCACUAUAUAGGGAAUAGGGUUCUAUAGGGCUCUGGUCUAAAGUAGUGCACUAUAUAGGGAAUAGGGUUCUAUAGGGCUCUGGUCUAAAGUAGUGCACUAUAAUAGGGUUCUAUAGGGCUCUGGUCUAAAGUAGUGCACUAUAUAGGGAAUAGGGUUCUAUAGGGCUCUGGUCUAAAUUAGUGCACUAUAUAGGGAAUAGGGUUCUAUAGGGCUCUGGUCUAAAGUAGUGCACUAUAAUAGGGUUCUAUAGGGCUCUGGUCCAAAGUAGUGCACUAUAUAGGGAAUAGGGUUCUAUAGGGCUCUGGUCUAAAUUAGUGCACUAUAUAGGGAAUAGGGUUCUAUAGGGCUCUGGUCUAAAUUAGUGCACUAUAUAGGGAAUAGGGUUCUAUAUGGGAUGCUACCCUGGAAUACCAGACCUGGUUGACCGUUUGUCUAUACAUACUGAAUAGAGUGUUUCUGCGUUUUUCCACCUUGUAUACCAAGAAUAUGUUUUGGCUAAAUAUCUAUUUUUGAGGUGUACUAAUAAGGAUUACAGUAUUAUGAAAGUAUAAAUUGCUCUCAUGAACUGAAAUGUGGAAAUUUUGUAACGCUGUUAUUUACCCUGUUUUGUUUAGUGUUUUCAACAUGCAAUGUGACACAAGUUCAGUGCUACUAUAAUAUGUCUCUCCCAAUUGGCACCCUAGUCCCUAUAUAGUUCACUACUUCUGUCCAAGGCUCAUAGUCCACUAUAUAGGGAAUAGGGUGCCAUCUAAAACACUGCUAGGGUCUUAUCUGCAUGUCUACCUCCAUGCUUUUGGCUUGUAUCAGAAACAUGGGUAUCUGCUGGUCUUUGUUGUCUUUAGUCCCUAAUACAUAUAUCUAGGCUAGGCUACUAUGGGUUUUUAUUUCUGAGUGUGAGAGGAGGUCUUUAAAUAUAUCUUGUCUGUAAUGGGUAAGUAUAUUUUUUUGCACAAAAUGGCAAGGAUGUGCCUCAGAAGUCAAGAGACCUGAACUAACAAAUCAAGUUUUUAGGAUCUCACCUUUUUCUGAAUUGGAGGAAAAUAUGUUUUUAUUUUUUAUUUAAAUUGUACCUUUAUUUAACCAGGCAAGUCAGUUAAGAACAGAUUCUUAUUUGUCUGGGAACAGUGGGUUAACUGCCUGUUCAGGGGCAGAACGACAGAUUUGUACCUUGUCAGCUCGGGGGGUUUGAACUCGCAACCUUCCGGUUACUAGUCCAACGCUCUAACCACUAGGCUACGCUGUAUUUCUAGAGGUAACUAUACUAAUUGAUACCAGUCUGAAUCAUACAGGCUCCCACUUAUGGAGAAAGGUGGAGGAUGGCGGCGGGUUGUUUGAACUUCUAGGGGUUCGAGAGGGAAGAAGGAGAUGGUCGUUUAGUAGUACAUCUACUUGGCUCCGUAUGACCCAAGAUUACGUGUCAAAUGGUACCCUUUUGACCAGGACCCAUAGGGCUGUGGUCUAAAGUAGUGCACUAUGUAUAGGGAAUAGGGUUCUGUAGGGCUGUGGUCUAAAGUAGUGCACUAUAUAUAGGGAAUAGGGUUCUAUAGGGCUCUGGUCUAAAGUAGUGCACUAUAUAGGGAGUAGGGUUUUAUAGGGCUGUGGUCUAAAGUAGUGCACUAUAUAUAGGGAAUAGGGUUCUAUAGGCCUCUGGUCUAAAGUAGUGCACUAUAUAGGGAGUAGGGUUUUAUAGGGCCCUGGUCUAAAGUAGUGCACUAUAUAGGGAGUAGGGUUUUAUAGGGCCCUGGUCUAAAGUAGUGCACUAUAUAGGGAGUAGGGUUCUAUAGGGCCCUGGUCUAAAGUAGUGCCCCCCUACAUAGGGAAUAGGGUUCUAUAGGGCUGUGGUCUAAAGUAGUGCCCCCCUACAUAGGGAAUAGGGUUCUAUAGGGCUGUGGUCUAAAGUAGUGUCCCCCUACAUAGGGAAUAGGGUUCUAUAGGGCCCUGGUCUAAAGUAGUGCCCCCCUACAUAGGGAAUAGGGUUCUAUAGGGCUCUGGUCUAAAGUAGUGCACUAUAUAGGGAAUAGGGUUCUAUAGGGCCCUGGUCUAAAGUAGUGCCCCCCUACAUAGGGAAUAGGGUUCUAUAGGGCUGUGGUCUAAAGUAGUGCCCCCCUACAUAGGGAAUAGGGUUCUAUAGGGCUGUGGUCUAAAGUAGUGCCCCCCUACAUAGGGAGUAGGGUUCUAUAGGGCCCUGGUCUAAAGUAGUGCCCCCCUACAUAGGGAAUAGGGUUCUAUAGGGCUGUGGUCUAAAGUAGUGCCCCCCUACAUAGGGAAUAGGGUUCUAUAGGGCUGUGGUCUAAAGUAGUGCCCCCCUACAUAGGGAAUAGGGUUCUAUAGGGCUGUGGUCUAAAGUAGUGCCCCCCUACAUAGGGAGUAGGGUUCUAUAGGGCUCUGGUCUAAAGUAGUGCCCCCCUACAUAGGGAAUAGGGUUCUAUAGGGCUGUGGUCUAAAGUAGUGCCCCCCUACAUAGGGAAUAGGGUUCUAUAGGGCUGUGGUCUAAAGUAGUGCCCCCCUACAUAGGGAAUAGGGUUCUAUAGGGCUGUGGUCUAAAGUAGUGCCCCCCUACAUAGGGAAUCCGGUAGCCAAAGCCUGGGUCCGUUACUUCUGCACAGAAUUGAUGUCUUGUGAUACCCUUUUUUUUUUUUUUUUUUUGUAACUUAGUUCAGCUCAGUAGAACUUUUCUCUCACGUUUAGGUAGCUGCUUCCCAUUUGAUACCCAGGCCCUGUCUAGAAAACAAGCCCCCCCGUCCCCCCGUCCAAACUUCUCAGAUCUCCACAAGUGUCUGGGGGAGGGGGUAGGUAGAGUGGCUAGGAGUUGAUUCUGGACAGGACCCAAAAUCUCUGUCCAGAGGCGGAGGGCGGGGUAUAGGUGCUCAUUCACUUUGGGCAGAGUCAGUUCAGUCAUUCAUUCUGUGAUUUUAAAUAGGUUUGCACGUUCCUCUGUACUUGGACAGUGUUUUUGAUAGAAGGUUAAUCUGUCUUCUCUAUCUAGACUAAUUUGUAAAAUCAUUUUCUGCUCGUCAAACAAAUGGUUGGGACAGAUUGUCAAGUUUUGCACCCGUUGGUUGGCAUGCUUUGUUUUUUUGUUUUCAAGGGACAUUUUGACCAUGUACAGUAAUUUGUAAACUUGCAUCAAGUUUAUGAAUAAAGAAUUUUAAGAUUA